AUGAAUGACGAUCUACGAGCUCGUCCAAAACCUAAAUUUGGCAUUAGUGAUGAUGCUGAAGAUGAAAUGUUAAAUUAUCAAGAAUUAUUCCAACGUUCAAAUAUUCAACCAUCUGCACAAGUCAUACGAGAACCAAAUAUAAAACGUCAACAAUCAAAUGAAGAUGAAGAGAAAAAAAAGAAAUUUUCAAAUAUUGAUCUUACUCAAACAACAGCUAUGCGACCUAUUAUUAUCGAACGGGAUGUUAGUACAACUCCUAUACAACUACCAAUACUUGUUAAUGAUCCAUUUCCACAAGCAAAAUAUCGUGGUGAUGAAGGUGAUCUUGAUAAAAUUGUUUUACCAAAUGUUAAAAAAGCUUCCUUAUUUGCUAAACAAAUGUGUCGUGAUGGAAAAUUGAAAACAUGUAAAGAAUUAGAAGAAACAAAAAUAUCAUCAACCAACCAACAAAUAUCACGUUCAAGUUUAUUAACUGGUAGUGGUCUUGGUGAAGUGACUGGUGAACGAGAAAUUCAACGUAUUCAUAAAGAAAAUAUUGAUCGAUUAAAUUCAAUGGAUGAAAAAGAAAUUUUAGCUGAAAAAGAAAAAUUAUUAAAUUCACUUGAUCCAAAAUUAAUUGCAUUUAUGCGAAAGCGAAAUAGAAAAGAAGGAGAAGAUAUUAUUCGAAUAAAUGAAAAAUCACCUGUGGAAAAAAUGGAUUUAGAUGAUCAAACAACAUCAACAAAUCUUCCAGUUGAUGUUGAUUCUCGAUGGGUUCAUAUGGAUAAUAUUGAAUAUGAAAAAUUAGAAUGGAUGAAAGAUUUACCAAAACCAUCAGUUCCACGAACAGUUGACGAUUCCGAAUUUUUCAAAAAAUCAAAACGAUUUUGA
Rotaria sp. Silwood2 is the source of this 870-nucleotide messenger RNA. NCBI's taxonomy places the organism in Eukaryota, Metazoa, Rotifera, Eurotatoria, Philodinida, Philodinidae. The record is from the annotation of a GenBank genome assembly.